UGUCGGGUUAUGUGUCAGAUCAGCUGUUUCCAGGUUCCCCCCUCUGCCCCCUGCUGGUGACAGGAUGGCUGGACCUGGCCGGUCCAAUCAGAAGGACCCGCGGGGGCAGGAAGCCGGCUCAUAUACACGACCCGGGACCAGCAGAGACCUGGACUGAGACACCUGUUUGGAUUCGACCCAAAUCUGCGACUUGACCUGAGUUCUCCUCACAGACAGAGACAGGUCCGGUUCUCCGGAUGUUUGGGUCCAACACUCGGUUCUGCUCCGGCGGGUACAACAUCAGCCCGAGACCUGAGGAGGGGACGGACCAGCUGGUCCAAACCAUCGGACCCAACCUAACCCGCGUGAUGAGUGUCGGCACCGCCAAACAGGUUCUGAUGGACGGGCUGGAGGACGAGUCCUGCCUGUCUGUGGUGGCCCAGGCUGAGAGUGAAGAUUUUCAAGAGUUCAGUCCGUCCAACAUCCAGAGUCCAUACAGCAGGUCUGAGCCGGGUCACAGACACAGAGUUGAAGAUGCUGCACUGCUCAGAGUCUCUGAUGAUGAGGAGGAUGAAGAUCAGGUCCUUCACAGGAACCACAGGAGACCCAGGAGGAAGACUCGGAGCUGUCUGUGGAGACCCGGGGAGGGACCAGAAGCACCCGUCAUCCAGGGUCUGUGGGUUCAGGAGAUUGAUUGGCUGAAGACGACAUCGUCCUCUGACAUCAUCCCGCCUCCGCCUCAGUUCACAGACUCCUGCUGCCAUGGCAACCGGCUGCACAUGAUGUCAUCAGACCCAGCUGACGGGUCAGGUGACUCUCAGGAGCCCCGGUCGGACUCGUCCUGCUGCAUCCACCCCAACGUUUCAGAUCUGACCUUGGACCUGAUGCAUGUCUCUGGAUUUAACUCCGCCCCUCACACGGAGGAGGACUCUGACUCGGAGCAAAGCAUUCUGGGAGUUUCUGACUCGUUCGACUCUCUGAGCAGCGAGUCCCACGGGACCUGUGGCUCUGAUGACACCUCUGACCCGGUGUUUGAGGAGCUGAGGGGCCGAGUGACGCAGAUACCAAAGCUGUUUGCUUCGGCUCUGUUCAGAGAUCCGGUCCAGCAGAUUCUGGACGUCUGGAAGACGAGUGGACCCGCUAACGAAGGCCUCGUGUUUCACCAGCUACUCCAGCCCAGUAAUCAGCAGUACAGGGAGGGAGAGGAGUACUACGUUCUUGAUCACAUCCAGAACGGUUCCUACGGAGACGUGUUCUGUGUUCAGGACCGAAGAACCGGCUUCAGGUGUGCCGCCAAAAAGGUCCCUUUGGGUCUGUUCCGCAGUGAGGAGGUGAGGACCUGGAGUUCUCUGAGUUCUCCUCGGGUCGUGGAUCUGUUCGGAGCUGUGAGAGACGGACUGAACGUGGUGCUCUUCAUGGACCUGAAACCAGCUUGUUUGUCCCAGCUCCUGAAGGAAAUGACCUGCCUYCCUGAAGACCUGGCUCUGCAUUACUUGCACCAGACUCUGGGGGCUCUGGAGCACCUGCACCACAGGAAGGUGGUCCACCUGGAUGUAAAAGUGGACAACGUCCUGCUCUCUGCGGACUGCAGGGACACUUUCCUCUGUGACUUCGGUCUCUCUCAGAGAUUAGACGAAGGUGGGCGGAGCUCCAAGGCCUUCAGAGGAGCCGUCCUCCCGGGCACAGAGUCCCACAUGGCCCCGGAGGUGGCCCGAGGUGAUCCGGUCUGUGCCGAGGCCGACGUGUGGAGCAGCUGCUGCAUGCUGCUGCACAUGCUGAACGGGUUCCAGCCGUGGGUCCGCUUCUUCUCCCAGCCUCUGUGCCUCCAUAUUGCCAACGAGCCUCCACCUCUGUGGGAGGUUCCGUCCACCUGUAACAACUUCACAGCCAAAGUCUUCAGUUUGGGACUCCAGAAGGACCCGAACCUCAGAGCAUCAGCCGAGGAGCUCCGGAGGAAAACGACCAAAGCCUUCAGAGCAGUUGGAGGUCUGAGUCCAGUUUCCAUCAGAACUGCCUGUCAGGUGUUGGAUCGUGGUUCUGAUCCAACACCUUCAUCAUCAUCAUCGUCCUCAUCUUCAACUCCAGAUGUGGUCUGGGUCAGCCCCUGGAGGACACUGGCGGUGAAAGAGGACGACGAGGACUGUGAUGGGGACGCCUCAGACCUGGACUCUGAGGCAGACGGGGAGUGGGACUCCCAUCCCAGAUCCCUUCGGGAGGAUUACAUCGAUGAGGCGGACUGGGACACCAGCUCUGGGUCAGACGUUGAUAUAUACAUGGGCGAGGAGGAGCAGAACUGGGUCAAGUCUCUGAAAACUGAUGACUAUGAGGGGGACUGGGAGGAGGAGGAGGAGGACUCAUUGGGAUCCACAGAGUAUCUUCGUGCUCUCAGAGGUGUUUUCCCUGUUCUGCAGAAAGGUUUACAGAUGGAUCAGGCUUCAUGGGGUUCAGACGCAGAACUGGAGAACCUCAGAGACGAUGUACCUGAAGGCACCACGCUUCAGACUCCGACCCCAGAACCUCGAGACGACCCCCCGUCCUGCUUCAGCUGCUCCGACUCGUCACAGAUGGACCAAUCAGAGACGGACUCGGACCACUCGUCUGACGACCUGAGCUCCGGAGUCUUCUCCUCCUGCAACAGCCAGUCAGGCGCUCACCUGGAGUGGACGGUUUCAGCCAAUCAGACGCCUUCGCACUGUCUGGAAGGUGUUGACGUGUGGAUCGAGAACGUUCAGGGAGCGUGUCUGAGGAUCCGAGAGCGCCGGUGGGUCAAGGUGGGCCAUGUCGCCAUAGGAAUCAGUGAUCAGAUGUCAGGGAAAUCCUUCACCUUGGAGACUCUGGACAGGAAGACGGUGUCGUUCGAAGAGCAGAUCCAGGGGUCCGGUUUGUGGUUCCUCUGCGUCCCUGCUCCGGACCGGUGUCAGCGCUGGAGGUGGAGGGUCAGAGAYGGACAGCUGGAGCUCAGAGAAUGAACCGGUUUCUCUCUCUUCCUGGUUUUCUCAGGACAAGUCGGUAAAAACAGGAGCAAUGAAAAAAAAAAAAACUUUCUCAGGAACAACAUGUAGGACCUCCUUUUACUCCUGAAGAUGUUUCACUGGAUCCUUUGAACUAAUAAUCUUUAUAAAGCUGUUUUAAUUCUGAUUUGGUGCUUCGAUCCGUGUGCUGUAUGUGUGUUAAAGUCAUACUUUGUCAUUUUUUAAAUACAUUUUUUACUUGUUGAUGUUAGCUGUAAUGUUUUAUGACCAUUUUGCAUCUUUUUGUUUGUUUAUAUGUUGUUAGUUUUUCAUCUGUAUGUUUCCAGAUGCUCUAUAUGGCAAGACCAUAUAUCAUUUAAUAACUAGACAGGCUCUUUAGRGCAAAUAAUAAUUCAGUCCUUCCUGUUCUCUGUUUAAGAUACAUUGAUGAAAUAUUUUGUUGACCAGUGAGAAUGUUGUUGUAGAUAUCUUAGAUUAAUCUCUUUGGACUAGAAGAAAUGCUAAUAUUUAUACAUGAAACUGUUUUUAAGACUGAAACCGUGGUUUAACUAUAAAUUAUUUUAAAUCCUAUUAAAAGUGGAUGAGCCACAUUAGUGGGCAUACCUUGAAUAAUACAUUUUAAAAUAUGAGAAAAGGGUCUAUAGACGGCUGUCAUUAUAGUUGCAUUAAUUCACUGUUGAAUUACAAAAACAAAGUGUAUUCUCUAAAAUAUAAUUAAAUUGUUGAGAAAACUAGAA
Molecule: messenger RNA, 3688 nt
Organism: Austrofundulus limnaeus
Lineage: Eukaryota; Metazoa; Chordata; Actinopteri; Cyprinodontiformes; Rivulidae
Gene: map3k14b
Product: mitogen-activated protein kinase kinase kinase 14b
Exons: 15
Coding region: 237-2948 (903 amino acids)
Biological process (GO): protein phosphorylation; canonical NF-kappaB signal transduction
Molecular function (GO): ATP binding; protein kinase activity
Source: RefSeq, a predicted model, not a curated record